Messenger RNA from Caenorhabditis briggsae, 285 nucleotides. Lineage: Eukaryota; Metazoa; Nematoda; Chromadorea; Rhabditida; Rhabditidae. The transcript has a single exon. The record is from RefSeq and is a predicted model, not a curated record. The coding region runs from base 1 to 285 and encodes 94 amino acids.
AUGGACCAGUUGAAGCUUCUUUCACAGUCUAUGAAGACUUCUACAUUUAUAAGAAAGGAGUAUACCAGUACACGGCCGGAGAGGUUCUUGGAGGACACGCCAUCAAGAUUAUCGGAUGGGGAACGGAGAAUGGAACUGAUUACUGACUCAUCGCCAAUUCCUGGGGAACCAAAUGGGGAGAAAACGGAUUCUUCAAGAUUCGUCGUGGCGUCAAUGAAUGUGGAAUUGAAAAUAACGUCGUCGCCGGAAAAGCCGACGUGGAUACUUUGUGAAAUCGUUAUGUGA